This is a messenger RNA of Lates calcarifer (barramundi perch), 1890 nucleotides long. RefSeq names its product TAF15 RNA polymerase II, TATA box binding protein (TBP)-associated factor (gene taf15). Gene Ontology annotation, molecular function: transcription coregulator activity; RNA binding. Gene Ontology annotation, biological process: regulation of DNA-templated transcription. The coding region runs from base 158 to 1462 and encodes 434 amino acids. The transcript is spliced from 16 exons. The record is from RefSeq and is a predicted model, not a curated record. Lineage: Eukaryota; Metazoa; Chordata; Actinopteri; Centropomidae. Gene Ontology annotation, cellular component: nucleus.
GGCAGAGGAAGAAGCUGCAUAAGGGAAGUGCCGCAGUGAAGUUCAGCUCUGUUCUUCGUUGCGUACAUGUCGACCAGCGUUUUUAUCAGCUAACCAGAACAAGAAGGCUUCAUCCAUUAUUUUUAAACUGUAUAUCUAAUAUAUAUAACCCCGCAAAAUGGCCACUGAUUCAGGCUACGGUGGCUCUCAAAGCUACGGAUCAUACACUGGUCAGCAGGGUGGACAGGGUUAUGGACAAGGAAAUGGCAGUGGCUCUUAUGCGGGACAGAGUUAUGGAGGCUUUGGACAGCAAGGUGCAACACAAGAUGGUUAUGGCCAGUCUCAGCAACAGAGCUAUGAUAAUUAUGGACAGGAAUCAUCUGGGUACGGGGACAAGUCGUCGUCAUAUGGACAACAAGCCUCUUAUGGACAGCAAGGCUCUUAUGGGCAGCAAGGUUCCUAUGGUGGGCAGGGAGGAGACAGCUAUGGACAGCAGAGCUCCUACGCUGGCCAGGGGCAAGGAGGUGGCGGCAGCGGUGGCAGCUAUGGAAGAUGGAGUGAAGGUGAAGGUGGUGGUCAGGGUGGGAGGUUUGGACGUGACCACGGCGACCAUUCAGAAGGAGGGGGCUUCAGAGGCCGAGGCCGUGGCGGCUAUGACCGUGGUGGAUACGACCGUGGCGGAUAUGACCGCAGUGGUGGAUACGACCGUGGUGGAAGAGGUGGACCUCCUGGUAUGGGAGGUGGUGACCGUGGUGGCUACAAAAAUUACGGUGGUGGUCGAGACUAUGGCUCAAGGGAUGAACCAGCUGGAGAACAGGACAACUCUGACAACAACACCAUUUUUGUACAGGGACUGGGAGAGGAUGUCACAGUUAAGGAAGUUGGCGACUUCUUCAAGCAAAUUGGUAUUAUCAAGGUGAACAAGAAGACCGGCCUGCCAAUGAUCAACAUUUACAAUGACAAGGCAACCGGUCGGCCAAAGGGAGAAGCUACAGUGUCAUUUGAUGACCCGCCCUCUGCCAAAGCUGCUAUCGAAUGGUUUGAUGGCAAGGAUUUCAACGGCAAACCCAUCAAAGUAUCGUUUGCCACCCGCAGAGCUGAGUUCACGCAGAGAGGAGGUGGAAGAGGAGGGCGAGGAGGUUUCAGAGGUCGUGGUGGUGGCGGAGGACCCAACUUUGACAUUAAAGGAGGAGAUUGGCCCUGUCCCAACAGCUCUUGCGGCAACAUGAAUUUUGCACGACGGCAAGAGUGUAACAAAUGUGGUGCACCUAAACCAGGAGAUGGAGGAUUUGGAGGUGGAGACCGUGGAGGCAGAGGAGGUUAUGGCGGCGACAGAGGCGGCGGCUUCAGAGGUCGUGGAGGAGGUUUCCGCGGUGGAGACCGUGGUGGCUAUGGAGGAGGCGGCGGGGGAGGAUAUGGAGGUGGCUACAAGAUGGGUGGAAGAGGUGACCGUAGAGACGACAGAAGAGACCGGCCAUACUAAACAUUGAACAGAUGGAAACCAUUCCAGCCCUUAGAGUUCGCUGUGGAGGGGAGAGGGUUUAGUUUGGGAAAACUGGGGGAAAAGAAUCUGGAAAGGGGAUAAAUCAGAUAUUCUGAUUUGUGUACCUUUUUUGUACUAGCCAGUGCAUCCCAACUAUGACUGUUCAUUUGUAAGCGAGGGAACGAUGUGUUGAGCUAAUGUGAAGGGUCUUUGGGGCUGAUUGGCACUGUUGGCAUGUGGUCAAAUGUUUUUUUUCCUUGCUUUUUUGUUUUAUUUCUUUGUACAUCAUUUUAAUUUUCUCUCAGAUUCUAGUUGCAGAUGUUUUGUGAGGUAGACUUCGUACCAUUGUUUUGUAUGAACGAUUAAAAUGUUUUACUUCCGUUCUUUUUUUUUUUUCCAAAAAUGAUAUUAAAAAAACUGUGAUCUUU